UCGCACAGGAGAUUGAAAGUGGACGCGGAGCUUUUACCACACCGACAUUGUUUACUUGAGCUGGUAAGGGAUCACCGCUACCAUGUACCUAGAGGACACACUCAGUCAAAAUCCAUGAAGCACAUGUUUCAAACGGACUCUCCAAAAUUGAAGCGUCCAACCCCAAGUGAACACCAGAAAGCUAGUAAUGGAUCUACUGGCGAGGCAAGCUUUGUCUAUGAAUGCUUGAAAAAAAAGUGACCCAAGAACAUGAGUUUUAAGGACAACUCUGUCAAUCAGGUUGAAUCGAACACACAGGACAGUCCAGAUGAAGUCAGCAACAAUAACCAGCAGGAAGAAGUAGCCUCUGAUAAUGGGGAUGCUAAUGCUAACAGGAUUCAGGUGGACGAGGAGAGGACAGGAGAGGUGGAGGGCUUCUCCCCCUUGCUAUCUCAGACUGAGGAGCAGGACAAGGUCAUUAUCUGGGGGACCGACUCCCAGUUUGAUGACCCGGAGUUAGCGGAGUUUGAGAUGCUCGAAUGCCAGGAGCUGGAGGCGUUUCUCGCAGAGGAGGAUGACGAGGUUCUCCCUAUAGAUGGAGUGGCUGAGACAGGCUCUCUGUCCAAGUCUGGUCCCAGUGAAGCAAAUGCUAGCACGUCCAAUAAAGAGGAGGAGGUGAAAGGUGUGCAGCAUGUUUUUAAGGAGCCAGAGACAGCAUCUCAGGCAUCUCCUAGCAAAGGGGGCAAUAAGACUGAGGUGAGCUCGGAAACGGACAUCUUCGUCUCCUGCUUCUCGUCUGUGUCCAGUCUCGGGGGCAGUCUGGCCAGUGCCCUGGACAACGCAGGACGAUCGCAGGCCACUGAUUCCUGGCAAGUUCUCUCCGGGCCAUACAGGACUUUAUCAGAGGACCUGACCCUCGCCUCUCAGUCCUGUUCCACCAUCUCAGAGAGGGGCCGUGGAUCUCAAAGGGCCGCGGCUCCCGCAGCCGAAAGCACAAAACACCUGUCAGGGGUUGACAUGAAUCUCAACUCCACAGUUCUGCCUGAGGAGCCCUUCCUAGAAGCACAAGAGAAAGAACCAGGUCAAAGCUCUCCCGAGGAGUGCUCGGGUCUGCUUACGAACGGCGUCGUCGGCAAAAGCAACAGGAACGUCACAAGCGCCAAAUGGGAGCACAUCAAACUCACAGAUGCCGAGCAGAGCCAGGGAGAGCAGUUGAACGAUGACCACCAGCCUACUGAUGCAAAAACCAGCCGUAGCCAAUCCCAGCCCACCAAGCUAGCGACUUCCGAUGGUACACAUUCACUUGAGCAGCAUCCUGCCCAGCCCAAACCAGUCCUUUCCACAAAAAAGACAAGUGCAACAAGGCAGGUGCCAGCUUCUCCAACUCAUAAUGUGAAUGGUAAACCAGCUAAGAGUGAUGAAGUCUCCGAUGUGAAUGUCAUCCCAUCCAAACCGAUUGGAAAGAGUUUAUCCUGCCAGUCCGUGUCUCCCACAUCCCUGAUUAAAAAGCAGGCGUCCUUCGAGAGAGCUCGCAGCGCAAGUCCGUCCAGCCUGGACAAGAGGAAACCUUGGGGCAGUCCCUCCAGACCCUCCACACCGCCAUCACCCAAGACCACGUGGUCCCCCAAAAGAAGGCCGCUCUCCUCCCCUGCUAAAACCACCAGCACCAGGGCCCCCAGCCAGGAGCGCAGCGACUCUCCACAGAGGGCUGCCAGCGGCAUCAAGCCCCCCUCCAAGGUCGGCGUCAGCACCGGGAUCCCCAAGGCAGUCCUCCACCCGCAGCCCGAAAUCAAGCCCGCCAACAAAAACACGUCCCCACCCCAAAAGCCGAAAAACGUCCGGCCCAAGAUCAUCACGUACGUGAGGAAGAGCCCUCAAGUGAAACCGCAAGUGACCGAUGGCCCGUAUGAAGUGUCCACCUUACCCCCAAGGCUGACCCCUUACGCCAGUCCCCCGGCUGCGAAAGAAACCAAGGCAACAGGGGUGAAGACAUCCGCCAUCCUCAGCUCCUCCAAUUUGCUGUAUGACAAAUACAAGCAGGAGAUGCAGAAGUCGGGCUACUUCGGCCCAGGCUUGGUGGGGUCAGGGAUCCGACCCCCCAGCUACACUGUCCCCCACAAGCUGACUGGCAAAUCAGAGAGCUUUCAUGGAGAGCUGCCCGAGAGGUACAUGCACGAGAUGGGCCGGGCAACAGGUGGAACGCCGGGUCCUCCGCCCGGAGCCGCAGACGUGGCCGCCGUCUACCGCUCUCCCCGAGCCCUCCGGCCGCAGCUGGGCCUGGGUGCCGUUGCCAGGCAGCAGCCCGCUGCUAAAAACAGGAUGAUGAUGGCGGCAGGUCAGAGGUCAUCGCUGAGCUUCAGUCAGCCCGCCCCCGGUGGCCCACCCACUCACCACUACCAAGACCCCACAGUGGACCAGAAGAAGCUGCUGGCUCUGGAGGGUGGGCCCAAGACCCUGCUGCCCAAACCGGGCCAGUCUGGCCUGCGUCCCCCUGGCUUCGCCCACCUGCCCCCUGCCCGCCUGGCUGCCUUUGGCUUCGUCCGCAGUGCCAGCGUGUCAUCUGUGUCCAGCAACCAAUCCAGCGACAGCACCCACAGCGACCCUUGCCGAUCCACCAAUCGUCCAGCCAGUGGCUCAGGCCUCGAGGAUGUGGUGCCUGUGCAGAGAGCGCCAGCGCCCCCUAGUGAGCCGCCCUGCCCUGUGCGCCGUGGGAGCCCCCAGCCCCCCAACGCACCCCUGCCCACCCGACGCAGCUUCCCUCCCCCUACAAGGAGCUCCCCCGUGGCCUCUCGUAAAGAAUUUCAGAAGGAUUCUGAGCAUGCAAAGCCUGCAGUUUCCUCACCAAAACGCUUCGCUGUUGUGUCACCUAAACCACAAUCCCCUGUGCGCCAGAAGUCGUCCGUGGGCCGCUCCAGCGCGCAGGAGGCCGAGCGCGAGCGGGAGAAGGAGCGUGAGCGAGAGCGCGCCCUGGUGGAGAAGCUGAGGCAGCGCUGCGAGGAGCAGGCCAGGCAGCUCCAGAGCCUGCAGGCCGAGCUGAGCAAGGCCAGCCGCGGUCUGGAGGUCUUUGCCAUCACCACCCAGCAUUUCUGCCAGAAGAGUGAGAGAGCCAGCGUGAAGGAGAGGGAGCUGUCCCACGAACUGGGUCGGAUCAGGGAUGAAGUGGCCUGCAGCGUGGCCCGCUGGGAGCGCCUGCGCGGGGAGAAGCAGCAGCUGGAGGAGCGCUUUGAGCAGGAGCUGCGGGGGCUGCGUCAGCAGCAUCAGCUGGAGCUGGGCGCUCUGGAGGAGAGGCUGAUCUGCCAGCACCGCGCCCACACCCACCGCCUCCAGCGCCAGCAGCACCAGCAGCUGGACGAGCUGCGUGCCCAGCACCAGGAGCAGGUUGAGGAGAUGACUGAUAACCAUGAGGCAACGCUGCAGGAGAUGGAGGAGACCCACAACGCCACCCUGGCCACACUACAGGAGGAGCAUGCCAGGACCAUCCGCAAUCUGAAGAUGGCUCACGAACAGCAGAGGAAGUCUUUAGAACAGGAGUUUGAGAAGCUUAGACUGUCCCUCCAGGAUCAGGUGGACACGCUCACGUUUCAAAACCGCAGCCUGAGGGACCGAGCCAAGCGCUUCGAGGAGGCACUGAGGAGGAGUACAGAUGAGCAGAUAGUGGAUGCUUUGGCACCAUACCGACACAUUGAGGAGGAUCUGAAGAGUCUGAAGGAAGUUCUGGAAAUGAAGAAUCAGCAGAUCCAUGAACAGGAGCUGAAGAUCUUAGAACUGGAGAAAAUGGCUCAAAAGAACGUGGUUCUGGAGGAGCGUGUGCAGGUGCUGCAGCAACAGAACGAGGACCUGAGGGCCAGGAUCGAGACCAACAUCGCCACGUCCAGGCAAUUGUCAGAGGAGAACGCCAACCUGCAGGAGUACGUGGAGAAGGAGAGCAACGAGAAGAAGCGCUUGAGCCGCAACAACGAGGAGCUGCUGUGGCGGCUGCAGACGGGCGAGCUGAGCCCGCGCAUGUCCCCCUCGGGCUCCCCCAUCCACCGCGCCGCCUCCGGGGCCACCUCGCCCUCUCACGUCCAGAACUUCCCCAGAUGAACCAAUCCAGCCCCCCUCCCACACACACACACACACACACACACACACAAUGGAUACCUCCUUGGCCCCUCUGUUCCUCGCUCUUGCUCCGUCUGUCCAUCUCCUUUGGAUGGAGGGACUCGUCCCCAUCCCUUCCUUUCCUCUCAUUUUCUCCUCUCUGUU
This is a messenger RNA of Sardina pilchardus (European sardine), 4224 nucleotides long. RefSeq names its product microtubule associated tumor suppressor candidate 2b (gene mtus2b). Bases 250 to 4062 code for a protein of 1270 amino acids. The record is from RefSeq and is a predicted model, not a curated record. Lineage: Eukaryota; Metazoa; Chordata; Actinopteri; Clupeiformes; Clupeidae. Gene Ontology annotation, cellular component: nucleus; cytoplasm. The transcript is spliced from 15 exons. Gene Ontology annotation, molecular function: microtubule binding.